Meira miltonrushii is the source of this 1057-nucleotide messenger RNA. RefSeq lists its product as uncharacterized. NCBI's taxonomy places the organism in Eukaryota, Fungi, Basidiomycota, Exobasidiomycetes, Exobasidiales, Brachybasidiaceae. The transcript has a single exon. The coding region runs from base 245 to 1057 and encodes 270 amino acids. The record is from RefSeq and is a predicted model, not a curated record.
GCCCUACUGAGUUUGUUGUGUGCCUGAAGGUGAGACUGAUCAACUUGACAUUAAUUCGCAUUUGGCGCUCUGCGAAACGGUUGCCGCUCUCAAAUGAGAGGAUACGCAUCUAAUUUCGCAUGCUUUAGACCGUAUUGAAAGACAGAUACCCUAUAAAACAUCGUUCUUUUUUUGUGUUCAUCACCUUCUAAACCCACCAAUAAACCCUCUUUCUAUUGCGAUCACUUUCUUAGCAACUCUCAUAAUGAAGAUCACUCCAUCGUUCCUUAUCAUCGCUUUCAUCAGCUCGGCACUGGUUGGUGUGACAGUAGCAGCGCCGCAUGAUCCUGUCGUAAAGAGAGCAGCUACACCAGUCUAUGUCGAAUUUGAAGAGAUGGCAGCAACGUUUACGGAAUUCUCCAGCGAAGAAAGCGAUGCAGCACCACCAUACAAUCAUUUGGCGUACGAUCUUAACGUAUUAUCAACUACUGCUGAUUCAGCAACUCAAUUGUUAAAGCAACUUGGUGGAACGCCAUUGCAACCUGAGGAUGCUAGUCUCAUUAGAGAAAGUGUGGCUACAAUCGCACGUAAAUCCGCUUCGGUUCAAGAAAUGGCGAUAAAAGGAAAUGAUUUCUAUCAUGCGAACGAAGCUGUUGGUAAGAUUUGUCAAAUCCUUCAAUUGGACGCAUUCCAGUUCUAUACUCUCUUCAACGAGUUAAAGGCGUAUGUCACAAGUGAUGUCUUUUCUUUAUACGGUAAAGAUAUGAGCAAAACCUUAUGCUCUUUUGUCGAUGCCAUUCACACCAUCGAGCCCAACACGUUUGCCAAUAACAAGUCUGCUUAUACGUAUUGCGUCAAUUAUGAAGCAGGUUUACGUGGUAACCUCGAUACGGAUGGCUUUGACAUCAAUUCAGUUGCACCUCCUGGAAUCGAUUCGUGUGGAAACAGUGCUUCUCGAUUCUUGGAUGCCGCAUAUUCCGAACAUACACUCGGUUCGAUUGUGACAAAAUGUACCGCAAAGAACGUCGGCCUCUUUGGUCCAUCCUUGCCAGAGAAUGCUCUCGAUUUGCAACCGUAG